GAUUGAUUUAUUACAGUUCAUAUCCGCGUUUUUUUUGUUUCCUUUUUUUAUAUUUUUUUUGUAUUAAAUUUGUUAAGUUGGAGUGAAAAUUCUGUGUCUCUGUAGUCACUAUCAGAUCUGCAUUUUGGCUUUGUUUGUGGGGGAAAACAUAGUACGUUAAAAAAGCAUUGUCUUUACGAGGUAAUAUCCAAGUGGUUUAUUUGGGGUUCUAUGUUGGAAUUUGGGCUAUUUUAAAACAACAGUCAAAUGGAAUGAAAUUGUUAGGAGAUUCUUGAAGUUUUAUGUUGUUUAUGUGUUUGUUUUGGUGUGAUGGGAUUUGAGGAUCAAGUUUUGAGCUUUGGGAGAGUUUUUAUUUGGGAAUGAAAUUGUUUAGGGGUUCUUGAAUUUUCAUGUUGUUUAUGUGUUUUUGUGGUGUAUGAUUGGAUUUGGGGAUAAAGUUUAUAAACUUUUAGAGAAUUCUUUUGUGAGAAUGAAAUUGUUUGGAGGUUUUUGAAGUUUCAUGUUGUUUAUGUAUUUGUUCUAGGUGUUUUUGUGGUUGGAUUCGGGGAUCAAGUUUGAAACUUUGGGAGAAUUCUGGCAGUGAAAGUGUUAGGAGCUUCUUGAAGUUUCAUGUUGUUUAUGUAUUUGUUCUAGGUGUUUUUGUGGUUGAAUUUGGGGGAUCAAGUUUGAAACUUUGGGAGAGUUCUUCUUAGGGAAUGAAAUUAUUUGGAGGUUCUUAAGUUUCAUGUUGUUUGUGUGUUUGUUCUGGUGUUUUUGUGGUGUGUAAUUGGAUUUGUGGAUCAAGUUUGAAACUUUGGGAGAGUUCUUAUUUGGGAAUAUUGAGGUUGUCAGGGAGUAAAUGUUUGUUGGAUUGAAUCGACUGAUUAAGAGCUCUUCUUGACUAUUGUGGAGUUUUUGUGAUGAACUGAGAUGUGGAAAAGAAGAAGAGGUGAUCUCAGGAUUAAAGAAUUGGAGAACGCCGGAAGUUCAUAUUCUCCAGAUUCAACUAUAACAAGGUAUAAGUUCUCAGCUUCGUGGUGGAAUUAGGGAGAUUUAGCUUGGACUAGUUGGUUGGUAGGAGGAGAAAUGGGGUCAAGAGAAGAGAGGCAUAGGUUGAAUCAUGAUCUCGUGCCAUUAGCAGCACUGAUUAGCAGAGAAUUGAGGAAUGAAAAAAUGGAGAAGCCAACUGUAAGAUAUGGAUGUGCAGCUCAGUCUAAGAAAGGUGAGGAUUUUUAUCUGAUGAGGACAGAUUGCCAGAGAGUCCAAGGCAAUCCUUCAUCCUCCUUCUCUGUGUUUGCGAUCUUUGAUGGACAUAAUGGGACUGCAGCGGCAGUGUUCUCAAAGGAUCAUUUACUAAAUCACGUUUUAAGUGCCAUUCCUCGUGGACUUGGGAGGGACGAGUGGCUUCAUGCUUUGCCUCGUGCACUAGUUGCUGGGUUUGUGAAAACUGAUAAGGAGUUCCAGAGAAAAGGACAAACAUCUGGAACUACAGCUACGUUUGUGAUAGUUGAUAGAUGGACUGUGACAGUUGCGUCUGUUGGAGAUUCACGCUGCAUUUUGGAUACUCAGGGUGGUGCUGUUUCAGAAUUAACUGUAGACCAUAGGCUUGAAGAAAAUGCAGAGGAAAGGGAGCGUGUCACAGCAAGUGGGGGUGAAGUAGGAAGACUUAGUAUCUGUGGUGGUACUGAGAUUGGUCCUCUUCGCUGUUGGCCAGGAGGUUUAUGCCUUUCAAGAUCAAUCGGAGAUAUGGAUGUAGGAGAAUUCAUUGUUCCAAUACCAUAUGUCAAACAAGUGAAACUAUCAACUGCAGGUGGAAGGCUAAUUAUUGCAUCUGAUGGAAUUUGGGAUGCUGUAUCAUCAGACAUGGCUGCCAAGUCUUGUCGUGGCUUGCCUGCUGAGCUUGCUGCUAGACAAGUUGUGAAGGAAGCUUUGAGGUCACGAGGGUUGAAGGAUGACACAACAUGCAUAGUAGUUGACAUAAUACCUCCCGAUAACACUGUACAGCCUGCAACUCCGCCCAAGAAGUAUAACAAGCUCCAAUCUCUUUUCUUCAGAAGAAAGUCACAUAAAUCUGCUGCUAAACUAUCGAAAAAGCUGUCAGCUGUAGGCAUUGUAGAAGAACUGUUUGAAGAAGGCUCAGCAAUGCUUGCUGAAAGAUUGGGGAGUGAAGAUUCAAAUGGUCCAUCAAUGUCCGGUCUCUUCAUCUGCGCUGUUUGCCAAGUUGACCUUGCUGCAAGCGAAGGCAUAUCAGUACAUGCUGGCUCAAUUUUCUCGACGAGCUCAAAGCCUUGGCAAGGUCCAUUUUUAUGUGCUGACUGUCGUAAUAAGAAGGAUGCCAUGGAAGGAAAACGACCAAGUGGAGUUAAAGUCGCUUAACUCGUCCAUCGUUUCCAAGUGUGUCUACAAUUUUGUUAUAGUAAUUCUUUCUGAUAUGUGCCUCAUAUCUUAGUUAAUUUAUCGAACAUUGGCAUCAGAGCAUACUAUAUGUCAGCCAAUAAUGUAAAUAGGUUCUAUCAAAUGAAAAAGUGUGAUAGACUGAUAGUAGUUUUGAGAUUAAUCUAAAAGAAUAAAUUUUCACAAAAACUACUUAUUUUGUACUUGAAGAUAGUGAAAGAAAAUUUGCUGAAAUCUCAGCUGAUUCUGAAGCAAAUUUAGUCGAUGAGUUCAAUUGUUGCCUCUGUAUCUUUUUCUUUUAGCAUGGGAGAAUUUCAUGUCUCA
This is a messenger RNA of Solanum dulcamara, 2697 nucleotides long. Its product is annotated as probable protein phosphatase 2C 3. The transcript has 8 exons. Gene Ontology annotation, biological process: protein dephosphorylation. The coding region runs from base 1066 to 2355 and encodes 429 amino acids. Gene Ontology annotation, molecular function: protein serine/threonine phosphatase activity. The record is from RefSeq and is a predicted model, not a curated record. NCBI's taxonomy places the organism in Eukaryota, Viridiplantae, Streptophyta, Magnoliopsida, Solanales, Solanaceae.